Molecule: messenger RNA, 271 nt
Organism: Meloidogyne enterolobii
Lineage: Eukaryota; Metazoa; Nematoda; Chromadorea; Rhabditida; Meloidogynidae
Source: the annotation of a GenBank genome assembly
AUGCCUCAGAAAAAAGAAGAAAUUAAAGUUACUGAACGAGUUGGAGAAGAAGAAAUUGAGGGGAAAAUUAGGGAAGAAGAUAAAUUUGAAAUUAAAACUACUAGUACAACUACAAUUAAAAUAACUCUGAAAGUGAAAGAAGAAAAUAAAGAAGAUCAGCUUAUCGAAAUAGCAAAAAUUUGGAGAGUGGAACAAGUGAGGAAUUUUUAAUUGGUGUUGGGUGUUGGAUAUUUUGUGGGUCAGGAGUAGGCCAAUGUACCGCAGAGCUAUA